Molecule: messenger RNA, 804 nt
Organism: Truncatella angustata
Lineage: Eukaryota; Fungi; Ascomycota; Sordariomycetes; Amphisphaeriales; Sporocadaceae
Exons: 1
Coding region: 1-804 (267 amino acids)
Source: RefSeq, a predicted model, not a curated record
AUGUAUACUUUGUACGAGCACAUCCCUUCCUUGAUCGUAACGUAUGUUGUGACUCAGAAGCACACGAGACAUGUUGUCUAUCGUGCCGCCAAGAGAUUUCAAAAGCCUUCGAGCGCAAUCCUAUUUAUUCACAUCCUGAUACCAAACCUCGAGAUUCUGCGGUAUUGGGCGCACUAUUUGCAAUAUGGAUAUCAUGUUUCCCCAACUUACCUUGACUUUGCUGUCAUGGUUUUCCAUUCAUGGACGAGCCACUACUUGGUCACAGAAGGCCAUUAUGCGGGUCACAAGCAUAUUGUACAACCAGUAUUUCACGCACAGACGCUACUACGUCUAGCUAUUUCUUUCUGCUCGGUGUUCCUUGGCUUCCCCUCCUGGCACUCCGCAACCAUCAAAAUCAACGCUGCGACCUCUUACCCGCGGAUCUUGGUCUGGGCCGCAAAAAAACUCAACGUGCUUCCAACGUACAAAGACGUAUAUACAGCUGUCAUGUUCAUCGGUAGCCUGUUAACCGUGCACGACUCAGGCGUAUGGUAUGCUCCACACAUCUUUAUAGGCUGCUGGGCGGGGCUGUGUCUUCUAGAAAGAUGGGUGGCGCAAGAGAUGUUUGUCAAAAACAGAGGACAAUGUUUCUCCGAACCAUCUAGCUGGUAUGGUGGUCUGAAAGAUGGCGUAGUGAACGUCUUGAACGCAACUGGUUUUGUGAAUCGGUGCGAGUUGAGAAUGUUACAAAAGCGAUUUGAGGAGGAAGAACUGUCAUCUGAUGGAGAUGUGCACAACCGUUCUGUUGGAGCGAAAACAAAAUAA